Microthlaspi erraticum is the source of this 357-nucleotide messenger RNA. NCBI's taxonomy places the organism in Eukaryota, Viridiplantae, Streptophyta, Magnoliopsida, Brassicales, Brassicaceae. The record is from the annotation of a GenBank genome assembly.
AUGACAACAAGUAGCGUUAAUCAUUUAACUGCAAUCAAAGUGCAGAUUUUAAUCGACUUCCUCCAUCUUGGAACCUUCAGCAUCAGCAUCGUCUUCAAGCGGAGGCAUCUCUGCAUCACCUUCAACGGCUUCAUCUCCUCAAUGCUCAAGUCCAAGCUUCAACAUCCUGUGGAUUCUGCUCCCGAAAGUGUUGGGCUCGUCGAGGCUGAAACCAGAAGUGAGAAGAGCAGUCUCAAAGAGAAGAAGAACAGAUCCUUCACGGACUUGUCGUUCUUGUCCGCUUCAGCUCUCUUCCUCAGCUCGUCCAUGAUCGAGUUCUCUGGGUUGAUCUCCAUCGUCUUCUUGCUCGACAUGUAG